Messenger RNA from Eruca vesicaria subsp. sativa (arugula), 159 nucleotides. The record is from the annotation of a GenBank genome assembly. Lineage: Eukaryota; Viridiplantae; Streptophyta; Magnoliopsida; Brassicales; Brassicaceae.
AUGGUGGAAACGAAUCCGAUCAGUGGUGAGUUUACGCUUUCCCUUCAAAUCCAAAGGGCGAGCUUCCUCCUCCUCCUUCCUCUCUCUGCUUCCUCUGCUUUCGCUUUCGGCUCCUGCAAAGAAGGCUGGUACUUCCGCUGCAUCGGCCUCGACCCGUGA